Molecule: messenger RNA, 3439 nt
Organism: Rubroshorea leprosula
Lineage: Eukaryota; Viridiplantae; Streptophyta; Magnoliopsida; Malvales; Dipterocarpaceae
Source: the annotation of a GenBank genome assembly
CUCCAAACACAACUCAUCUGCUCUUGUUUCUUCAUCUAAUCUAUAAUCCAAGUAAACAUCCACGAUUGUAGGUUCUAUUGUUCUAAGAAUGGAUCGUUCUUCUUGCAUUGCAAGAAGAACUCGCUCCCAAAGUGACUUGUAUUUCAAAAGUCUGGUGGGAAAUAGAGAGAAAGUGCCCCCAAAAUCAAAGCUUGAGAAGAGGAAAAGGAGAAGGCUUGAGUUUGAGUCUGAUUCUGAGUCUGAGUCUGAGUCUGAGUCUGUGUCUGAGUCUGAGUCUGAGUCUGAGUCUGAGUCUGAGGAGGACGAUUCUGAUGUGGUUUUCAUUCGUGAGGAGAACGGUGAUGAGGGGCGAGGACAAGUCGUUGGGGAGAAAGACCAACAGACUGGUAAAGGUAAAGGUAAAAGUAAAGGAAAAGGUAAGAGGGUCGUUGAAUCGUCGGAGUUUUGUGAAAUAGGCCUUGAUGAAGAUGAAGAUGAAGAUGGUGGUGAUGAAGGUGAGGAGACUAACAGUGACUCUGCUGCAGCAUUGAUGAGUCCGCCUCAGUCUGACAUAGACCAUAUUGAAGUUCUAACUACUUCUUCAGAUUCCGGUGACAGUGACAGUGGGUUGGAAGAGGAGAUGGAAAAAUCAGAAGACUCUCAUUCGGAACAACGGAGUGACCAAAGUGUUGAUCAUUCCGGUGAUUUGCUUGAAGAAUCUGCUGAGGAGAGUGAAGAGGAAAAGAGAGUCGAAGUUGGGAGGAAGAAAGAGGAAAAGAAGAAUGGCAGAGGGUGCAAUAGAGCAAAUGUUUUCAAACUUUUAGCUGAUUCAAUGUGGGAGAAAAAAGAUUUAGCUUUGUUGAAAAAUUUACGUCCUUCCAAUGAAGAAACUCCUGAGAAAUAUACUGAUCCUCCUUGUACAGAGGAGACACUUCCUCGAAAGUUCAGUUUUGGGAUUCAAAACCAAGUCCAGAAAUCUGGACACGACAUCGAGCUGGAUGAUAUAUGGAAGGAGAUGGAUUUCUAUCAAAAAUCAAUUGAAAUUGGUUCAAAAGAUUACCCUGCAGUUAGUGAAAUUGAGAAGAAUGAAUCAGCACAUGAUGCCAGCCUUUGUUCUCAAGGGAAGCAUAAUGAAAUUGUUGAUUUGGAACUCGGCAUAAGGUGCACUGUCUGUGGCUAUGUAAGACUUGAGAUUAAAUAUUUUUCAUCGCCCAUGGAAAAAGAUUACCAUGGUUCAGGAAGAGAGAAUUGGUACCGUCCAGAGGAUGGUUCUUUGUUUGAUGAACUCUAUUCUCAAUUAGGAAGUGGGGAUUUUCAGGACCUGUACAAUUCUUUGGAAGGCACGGUUUGGGAUAUGAUUCCGGAGACAAUAAGGAGAAAAUUGUAUCCUCAUCAACUGGAUGGUUUCAGGUUCAUGUGGGAAAAUUUAGCUGGAACUUUCAACCUGGCUAAGUUGAAGAGCUCAGAUGGUACUGAGCAUUCGGUGACGAGCUUAGGUACUAAUGAGGGUGGAGGCUGCAUUAUUUCACAUGCACCUGGAACUGGAAAAACAGGACUGACAAUAGUCUUUCUACAGACGUAUCUGCAACUUUUCCCGAAAUGCAGGCCUGUAAUUCUUGCUCCUACUAGUGUGUUACUCAAUUGGGAGGAGGAAUUUAAGAAGUGGAAGGUUGAUGUUCCAUUUCAUAACUUGAAUGUUGAGUUAUCAGAAGUGGAGACAAAAUUUGUGGACCACAUAAAGAAAAAUAGGCGCAAAGUAUUGAGCAAGAAUGAGAAACGAAUGGUGAAGCUGUUUUUAUGGAAGGAGAAGCCAAGCAUACUUGCAGUCAGUUAUCAGUUGUUUGAGAAGCUUGCUGGAGGAAAAUUCAUUACUGAUGAGGGAAGAAAGAAGAAGAGGAAGUCAGCAAAGGAAGAGACUAAAGUUGCCAAGAAAAGUAAGGAAGGUGUGCUUGAUAAGGAAAGUGAGGAGAUACGGAAGAUUCUCCUUGAGUUGCCUGGCCUGUUUGUUCUUGAUGAGGGGCACACACCACGGAAUCACAGAAGUGGAAUUUGGAAGGUUCUCUCAAAAGUUCAGGCUGAAAAGCGGAUCAUCCUCUCUGGGACACCAUUCCAGAAUAAUUUCAUGGAGCUGUACAACACAUUGUGCUUGGUGAGACCAUCAUUUUCAGAUAAAAUUCCACUGAAGAUAAAGAAAUUCUGCCAAAAGAGAUUGAUGCCAAUGAAAAGAGAUGGUAAAGAGCAAUGUUUUGAUUCCCACAGACAGGAUAAAAAGCCUGAAGAUAAAGAGAUUGAGGAGCUGAAAGCCUUAAUGGCUCCAUUUGUUCAUGUACACAAAGGCGACAUUCUAAAGAAAAAACUCCACGGAUUGAAAGAUUGUGUUGUGAUGUUGAAUCCACCUGAUCUGCAGAAAGAGCUUCUAAAGAGCAUUGAAUCUCGUUGGCAAAAGAAAAGCAGCAUUGAAUCUCACAACACUUUUGACUUUGAAUGCAAGCUGUCAAUAGGAUCUGUGCACCCUUCACUGUUCCUGGAAAGAUGUUUUUUAUCCAAGGAUGAAAAAUUAGCUAUUGACCAGGUUUUAUCAAAAAAACACUUAAGGAAUACUGAGGCCUUUAAGAAAGAACUGAGACAGAAUCCAAAUGAAGGGGCAAAGAUGAGAUUCUUGGUGGAAUUCAUCCGGCUUGCUGAAGCACUUGGAAAGCAAGUUUUAUACAUGGAUGGCAAAUUGAACUUGAAACAGCGACAAUCAUUGAUAAAAGUUUUCAAUGAUCCAAAAAGUGAAGCCAAGGUACUGCUGGCAUCAACAAAGGCAUGUUCAGAAGGCAUACAUCUAGUUGGUGCAUCAAGAGUGAUCUUGCUGGAUGUGGUCUGGAAUCCUUCUGUUGAAAGGCAAGCUAUAAGCCGGGCUUAUAGACUUGGCCAAAAGAGAGUUGUGUACACUUAUCAUCUGAUGAUAUCAGGUACUUCAGAAUCUGUUAAAUAUUGUACACAGGUUGAGAAGGAUCGCAUAUCUGAAUUAGUUUUUUCAUCAAGGGAAGAAAAGAACAGAAGUUGUGAUGUUGGUUAUGAAGAUAGAAUCUUGGAUGAGAUGAUUGCACACGGGAAGCUCAAAGAUAUGUUUGAAAAGAUCAUCUACCAGCCAAAAGAAUCAGAGUUUUGGAAAGGCUUUUGAGGUUAAAAGCUACAAUAUUCUGCCCCCUUUUGUAAAUCUGCUUUCUGCUUUCUUUGGGUGUAAGUCUGUUUUGAUGGAAAUACUUACACAAACAAAUUUAAGAAACCAAGAGUUCUAUAGUUCCAUUAGGCCCUUUUUUUUUUUUAACUUUUGGGAAUUAUUGAGCAUAGGAAAUUUUACAAAGAAAGGCAUCCUUGAGAUUACUUGGAGCUGCAGAUGCUUACAGUUUCUUUGGUUUUUUGAUGUCUUUGUAUUUCAAGGAAGACUUCGUAAUGAAGUAAAGUGUGCUUG